Molecule: messenger RNA, 1168 nt
Organism: Spinacia oleracea (spinach)
Lineage: Eukaryota; Viridiplantae; Streptophyta; Magnoliopsida; Caryophyllales; Amaranthaceae
Product: protein MAIN-LIKE 1-like
Exons: 2
Coding region: 194-751 (185 amino acids)
Biological process (GO): meristem development; meristem maintenance
Source: RefSeq, a predicted model, not a curated record
UGUGACUUCUCACCUUCACGCGAGGAGAGAGACUACGGUUCGCGGCUAUGGCGCCGCGACGAGUGAAACCGUUUUUAGCUAUCUGAGCUCGGACGCCCAGGCCUUGGUGAGGGCGAGCUCACUGUUUCCGGUGGUUGAGACCUUCUGGGAGAUAUUGCGGCUUAACAUCUCCCUGUCCUUUCUGCGGUCGUUCAUGAGGUGGUGGUGGGAUACCACCAACACCUUCCAUUUUCCUUGGGGCGAGAUGACGAUCACUCCUGAGGACUACACAGCUUUGACGGGUUUGACCUUUACAGGGAACCCCGUUCGUCUGAGGUCGGACGGCCCAUCGCCGACUGUUGCUGAGGGUACCAGGCUCUUGGGCUCGUGGAUGGGUAGUAGGUUACCUUCGUACCAGCCCCGUGGGAUACCUUUCGCUGACCUGAUGUGGGCUUUGGAGCACGGGGUAGAGGAGUCGCCUUUGAGACAGGCUCGGCUGUUCUACCUCCAUUUUAUUACUUCCACUUUUCUAUCGGGUCCGAUUGACACCUUUGACCUGAGGUGGAUAGGCAUGGUGGAGGACGUGUCUACACUGGGUGACUAUCGCUGGGGCGAUUUGGGCUAUGCGACGCUUGUCGGCCAGAUGAGUUUGUCGGUGCGCGACUCGGACCCGAGUAGACGUCACUUUGUGAUUACAUUAGCGGGAGUGCCGCGUUUGAUCGAGCUGUGGGCCUUUGAGCACUUACCUUGGCUGGCCCCCCGAAAGGGGUAGAGGCCUUUGGAGUUCCCUGCCGGUCGCCGUUGGGGUUGGAAGAAGAAGCUGACAGUGCGUCCACCGCCCGAUACUGUGUGGGAUCUUAUCCGGGAUGGGAACCCUGAGCAUGUACAGAAUCUUAUCCUCUAUCUCGUAUUUUGUCAUUCUUUUAGGGGUUUGUACGAAAACAGGUGGUUUGGACCCCAUGGCUCUCUUUUAGGGGUACCCAUGCUUCGGUCAGGGAGAGUUAUGCCUUGAGCCAGAUGCGGGUCUUGUUCGUUGGCCACCGGGACCCUGUCUGGUACCUGGGAGAGCGGGUACGUAUGCAGACGAACGGGGUUUUUUCGGUGCCCAGGCCUCCGCCUGCGACCAUGCUGUCUACUCGCUCGAUAGGCGAGUCGUGGAGGGUCCACUCGAGGACUGGUGUGCCGGCGA